AUGACCAAUCUAUAUGGUAAUACAGGCCUCACUGCUGCCGCUUGCCAAGUUUACUAUAAUGAUAAACGAUUAAACGGUUCUAAGAUAUCCGGCUUUGACGUAACCGCUAAUCUUGAUGAUGAUGAUAUUAUCGUCAGUUUUUAUGCGAAAACUACAGGUUAUUCACAUGGAUGGGUUGUAUUUCAGACGAAAAAAGGCAAAAUUUACCGAUGUCAUCUUGUUGGUAUUCCUGGUCAACUUAUUAUUCGUGUCGAAGAUUCAGAAUGGAAGACGGAUGGUUUUAAAGUUUCUUCAUUAACACAAGAACUAACUUGGAAAAUCUUCAAAAGUCAUAUAAGAGUCGUGAUUAAAGACUGGGGUGAAUAUAACUGCGGCUUUCAUGAUUGUCGCCAUUUUGCUGAAGACGUUGAUAACUACCUAAAACGUCAUUGCUAA
Messenger RNA from Adineta ricciae, 435 nucleotides. The record is from the annotation of a GenBank genome assembly. NCBI's taxonomy places the organism in Eukaryota, Metazoa, Rotifera, Eurotatoria, Adinetida, Adinetidae.